AUGAUAAGAGCUACAGACAAUGAAAAUGAUCCCAUGGUCUUCUCGCUGGAUUCCUCGGUUCAGGAUCUGCUCCAGAUUGACAACACUGGUAAUUUGACACUUCAAAAAGAACUCGACAGAGAGACGACAGAUCAAUACCAGGUUACAGUAUAUGUUGCUGACCAAUGUAACGGUUGCACCUUAGCGGAUCGGAAGACAUCAAAAUUGUUCGUCCUGAUCGUUGUCGAUGUUAAUGAUAACACACCAACCUUCGUCAGUACUCCAUAUUUGGCUAGAAUUGCUGAGACGAACACCUUUGCAAUAAGCAACCAUGAUGGCAAGAUAACCGUCAAUGGACCUCUGGAUUUUGAGAAAGUGCAGCGAUAUACACUGUUUGUGACUGCAAAGAUUUUCAAAUCUCCAAAUCUAUCACAUUUGUUCCAGGGAUCACUGAUCGUGCAAGUGCAAGCAGUUGACGGUGAUGCCGGAGUUGGCAACGCAGUCACUUAUGAAAUAAUAAGUGGUAAUGAUGAAGGUCUGUUCGCUAUUGACAAGACUUCUGGAAACAUUACCGUGAAUGGCACGAUUGAUGCCGAGAACGCGGACUUCUUCAGCAUUACUGUCCGGGCAUCUGAAGUAGUCGAUCCAUCUUCUAACUCUACCGCUGUAGUGCUGAUAACGGUUCUGGACACGAAUGAUAACUCGCCCCAGUUCCUACAAAAUAGCUACCACUUCAAUAUCAGAGAGGACCUGGCACUACCUGGUUACAUUGUAACUGAUCGGUUUAACGUGCAGGAUGAAGAUAUCUAUCCUCAAAACCGACGGUUUCAGUACUCUUUAUCAGGAGAUGACAGCAGGUUCUUCACAAUUGAUCCAUCCUCUGGCCUUCUGAAAGUAAAUGCUAGCUUGGAUUACGAGCAGGGAAAAUUCAAUUUUUCUUUCAAGAUAUUUGCAAAUGAAACCGAAACGAGUGAGGCGCUUUCAGGAUUCGCUCUCAUAGAAGUUGAGUUGAUUAACAUCAACGAUAACGAACCCACAUUCAAUAGGAGCUCGUACAACUUCACCUACGAUGAAGAAAUCCCUGUUGGUUUUGUCAUCGGAACAGUAACGGCUACGGAUGCUGACCUUGGUUCUUAUGGAGAAAUUAAUUACGAGCUUUAUGGAGCUGGGGCAUCAAGCUUCACAGUCGAGUCAACAAAUGGUACCAUCAAAGCCACCAAAGUCUUGGAUUACGAGAAAAGCACAGAGUUUGUGUUCUUUAUGCUCGCAAACGACGGAGGAAGAUUCUAUGAGGAAAACAAAAAUUACGUAACCAAAAUCCAUGUUUUCCUGAAGGACAUCAACGAUAACGACCCGAUUUUCCUGAAUACACCGUAUGCCGCUGAUAUCAAGGAAAACCAAACGGACGUUGUUUUUGUUUAUCAGGUGUCAGCUACAGAUGUGGACAGUGGAGACAACGCUAAGGUUUCCUUUAACAUAACGGAUGGAAAUACCAACGGUGCUUUCGCUAUUAAUAGCAGUGGCGUGGUGACAACAACAAAGAAACUUGACCGCGAAACGGAGUCGUCGUAUUUACUCACGAUCAUGGCAUACGAUCAUGGAAACCCGCCGAGAAACACAACAACAGUUCUUGCUGUCACAGUGCUUGAUUUGAACGAUAAUCCACCAGUGAUUUCAGGCGGUGACAACCUCACAACCAGAGUUAGCGAGGGUGUAGGCGGGGGAACAGUUGUUUACACUCUUCAAGCAACCGAUCGAGAUGCAGGAAGCAACAAGAAAUUAACCUAUGCAAUCUCAUCGGGUAAUAAUGGAGAAUUCAUCUUGAACAGCAACACUGGUGUGCUGCAGAUAUCUCCUACAGGAUUGGACCGAGAGCUACAUUCAAACUACAACCUGACAAUUAAUGUCACUGACGCUGGGAAUCCAAUGUUGUGGGACUCGUCAGUUUUACACGUGGAAAUACUCGAUAUAAACGACAAUACUCCAGAAUUUGUUCCCAGUCCUUCCGCAUCCCUUUCCACGUACAUCAGACUUACUGACGAAGGCCCAGAGAGUGUAAACAGUGUCAUUAUCGAUGUUAAUGCUACUGAUAAAGACGCAGGAACAAAUGCUGAGAUCGUCUAUUCCAUGUCUGGAGAUGAACAUGGUUACUUCCAGCUAAAUUCAAGCACAGGGGUUUUGUCCGUGCGUAAAGUUUUGGACAGAGAGAACUCGGACAUGACUUUGGAUGCGCAGGAAAGAGGAGUGUUUUCUCUUGAUAUUACAGCUACUGACCAAGCUCUUUCUAGCAAUAAGCGAAAGAGUUCUACUGUUAGGGUAACCGUUAUAGUCAAUGACGUCAACGACAACACGCCACAGUUUAUCAAUCCACCCCAGUCCACCCACGUCAGCGAGGCGGCUCGGCCUGAGAGCAACGUCAUCCAGGUCCCAGCCGUGGAUGAAGACCUGGGAUUCGCUGGCAAAGUCGUGUACAACAUUACUGGUGGAAAUACCGAUGGUGAUUUUGAAAUAUCCUCGGGUGGUUACAUCUUAGUCAAGAAAACAUUAGAUGCUGAAGUGAAAUCCUUGUAUACCCUUACUGUUGAAGCAAAGGACCAGGGUCAACCAAGCAGAUCUAAUACGACGGUCGUGUCCAUCAUUGUUGACGAUGUCAACGACAAUGACCCAGUCUUCAAUCAGUCUUCGUACCUUGCUCACGUGAUGGAAAAUUCCAUCGUGAGCACGAGUGUCGUAACAGUUUACGCAACUGACCAGGAUCAAGAGGCCAAUGGCCGAGUGUCUUACGCGAUCACCAGUGGCAAUACAGGGGACGCAUUUGAGAUCAACAAUCAAACAGGAAUGGUAACAGUUAAGGGAGUUAUUGACCGGGAGAAUAUUAAAGAAUACUCACUCACUGUACAGGCUGAGGACGGAGGACAUCCUUCUAGUAGAAAGGCAUUCGCAGACCUUGUAAUAAAAGUGCUGGAUGAAAACGACAGUCCACCACAGUUCAAAGAAAGUUCGUAUGAGGCAGCCAUUGCAGAGAACUCCAUAGCAGGAGCAACUGUUGUACCUACCGUCACCAUAAGCGCUACAGAUGCAGACGAAGGCGUCAAUGCUGAGAUUUCAUUUUCUCUUCGAGGUCCUGGAUCAGACAAUUUCGAAAUCAACAGAACAACGACAGUCAUCACCACACGCUACAACAAUUCUCUUGACAGAGAAAGGAACGACUCUUACCAUUUGACACUAAUUGCCUCCGAUGGCGGUAACAAAACAUCGUCGGUCCCACUGGUAGUCAAAAUAAUAGAUGUCAAUGACGAACGCCCCCGGUUUAGUCAGCAGGUGUAUUAUGCAAACGUGUCUGAGGACGCUUCCCGAGGCACAACAGUCAGAAGGGUGACCGCCACAGAUCUUGACUUUUUGGUUUUGAAUAAGGAGAUCACAUAUACAUCGACAGGAGCAGAUGCCAAGUUUUAUAUCAAUAGAGCAACAGGUGAUAUCAUUGUAGAUUCCAACUUGGAUAGAGAAUUCAAAAGUCAUUAUGUACUUUAUGUAAUAGCAGCAAACAUAGGGCAAAAUGCAAUGGAAGGAGAGUGUCAAGUUAACAUCACAGUCACAGACGUUAUUGACGAAAAACCUUUCUUUGAAAGCGAAGUGUUAACAUUUCAUGUCUCAGAGAAUGCUUCUAUUGGUACGAAAGUAACUCAGCUCAUGGCGCAAGACAAGGAUAUUGGCGAUACGCUUACUUAUUCCCUAACAGAGCGCGAUUCGAGUGGACAUUUUCGUAUAAACCGGACCACGGGUGUGAUAACGACUGCCAAAGAUCUCGACAGGGAAAAUAUGACUGAACAUGUGGUAUACGUACAGGCUACCGAUAGCGUUAAUCUGACGUCGGAUGAAGUGCAGAUCGUGAUUAAGGUUGAUGAUGUCAACGAUCGUACGCCAGUGUUUACAAAGGUUUUCUACGUGCAGGAUUACAGAGAGGAAUCACCAAAAGACACAAGUAUUCUGACAGUUGCAGCAAGGGAUGCCGAUACGGGCAGAAACGCCGAGAUAAGAUUCAGUAUCGUGGGCAACGCUACAAAAUACGUAGCGAUCGACCCCGUUAGCGGACUUAUUUCCCAAGCUGAUAACGAGCUUGAUCGUGAGUUGUCGCCAUAUUUUAACUUCACCGUUCGUGCAACUGACCUGGGUUCUCCACCAUUGUCGUCUGAAGUCGAGGUGUCUGUCAAUCUGGUCGAUAUCAAUGAUAACAGCCCGACUUUCAACAAGACUGUAUAUCAAGCUUAUGUUAUGGAAAAUCAGCCAAUUGGUACUCCGCUUCUGGUAGUCACGGCAACCGACAAGGAUGAAGGAAUCAAUGCGAGGCUUUCUUAUGGACUUACGGGAGGCAACUUUCGAUUCCAAAUCGACCAGAAUACCGGAAACAUUACCACAGCAGUUCGCUUAGACCGAGAGCAAGCUGGUGCCGAGUCGUAUACCUUGACCGUAUUGGCUGCAGACGAUGCAAUAAGAAGCCGCCAGGGAACAACACAGGUUAUUGUAACUGUGUUGGAUGAUAAUGAUCACCCGCCCGUCUUCACGCGAUCAAAUUACGACUUCCGAGUUGCUGAAAAUGUCGAUGUUGGACAUCUUGUGGGAACGGUGACUGCCUCGGAUGAGGACAAAGGAAUAAACGCGAAGAUAUCUUUUCUCGUAACGGCAGAAGAUGGAAGUCUCCCUCUCACUGUGAAUGAAACAACAGGCGAUAUCGAGACUACUGGAAAACUAGACAGAGAGACCAACAGCUCCUUCACCUUAGUCGUCAUUGCACGAGACAACGGAAGCCCAUCUCUGGAAAGUAACGCAACGGUCACAGUUGUAAUAACUGAUGUAAAUGACAACGCGCCAACUUUCCAGCAAGCAACCUACAACGUGACAGUGCGAGAGAGUGCAUUCCCCAAAACUACGGUGGAAACUGUUUCUGCAACGGAUCCUGACGAAGGAGGGAACGGUCAGUUUCGAUACAGCAUUGAAAGUGGAGAUCCCGAUGAUCAGUUUGCUAUAGGCGCAACUUCUGGCGUCAUCACCCUCAGGCAAAAACUGGACCACGAAACGAAGAAUUUUUACAACAUCACAAUCGAAGCUCGCGACCUAGGCAGCCCCGCCCUCUCGGGCUAUACAAGUCUCCUAGUAACCGUUAGUGACGUAGACGAUAAUGCGCCUGUUUUCCACCAAAAUGAGUAUACCGCAAGCCUAUUAGAAAAUGCCACUGCGGGCACGUUUGUCGCCCAAGUGAACGCCACGGACAUGGAUGCAGACGAAGCGCACAAGACUAUAUAUUACAGCAUCGAUGGAGGCGAUGACGAGAGAAAGUUUAUUAUUGGCGAGUUAAAUGGCACAGUGUACUUGAAUUGGUCUGGAGAUGGGCUCGAUCGUGAAAAAGUAUCAGAGUACAAACUGACUGUAGCCGCCAUCAGCCGAGUGAAUAACACAGAGCAAAAAUCAACAGUUCUUCUGACUGUUACGGUUGGGGAUGUCAAUGACGUCACACCAAUGUUUGAGCCCCAGUCCUACCUCAAAUCAGUGAUAGAGGACAUCGGAGAACUGGAACCAGCAGGGGACAGGAAAAUACUUACAAUUUCCGCUAAGGACGAUGACGAAGGAGACAAUGCGAAAAUCGUCUAUACAAUCACUAAAGGAAACGACGAAGGAGCGUUUAUAUUAAACAACGUCACCGGAGAAUUGUCAAAAGCCACAACCUUGGAUAGGGAAGUGAGAGAUUUUUACAGUCUGUUGGUAACUGCCACUGAUCAAGGCCAGCCACCUCUAUUCAAUCAAACUACGAUAAAUAUCACUAUACUGGACGCCAAUGACCAAAUUCCAGAAAUACAGACACAGACAUUGUUCUCUGUGCUUGAGAAUACGACAGUUGGUACGCUUAUCACGACAAUGAAUGCCACGGACAAAGACACUGGUGUUAACGCUCAGUUGAAGUUUACUAUCAUAAGUGGAAAUGAUGACGGAAUAUUUGAGCUCAAUGAAACCAGUGGCGAGCUGUUUACAGCGAAGAGCCUCGAUUAUGAUGAAGAACCCAAGUCAUACAAGCUCACUAUAGAAGCCCAGGACCUUGGAAGCCCCCCUCGGUCAAGCGUGAAGACUAUAACAAUUGCUUUGGAGAACAUUGACGACAAUAUACCUGUUUUUAACAAGCGUCAAGUCAGCUUAUCAGUUGGUGAGAAUCUUCCAGCUGGGGCUGAAGUUGGGACGAUAGCAGCUUACGACGCCGACCAGGCUGAACCUAUUUAUUAUUACAUACAAAGUGGAAAUAGUGGAAACAUGUUCGCCUUGAAUGAGACAACUGGAAUGUUAACAACCACUCGACCUGUUGACCGAGAGGCUAGUGCACAAUUCUUCCUCUACAUAAAAUCGUCGAACGUAAAGCUCGAUCCAGCCUCUCUGCAGCCAAGAAACAAACGAGCGGUCCCGGAUGCUAGCUCAAAUGAGACUAACGCGACACAGGCACCAUUACCGGAGGAUCUCGGGGUGCAGUUAGUGAUUGUAAAUAUUGCAGAUGAAAACGACAAUGGUCCCCUUUUCACUAAGAAGCUAUAUACUGGAGGAGUCUCCGAAGACGCAAAGCAUGGAAGCAACAUAAUUCAAGUGUUCGCUAAAGAUUCUGAUGCGGGUAAUAAUAGCCGUAUUUCAUACGAGCUCAUGCAAACUAAAGAUAGCGACGAGUUCAGUAUUGAUCGUGAGACUGGCUGGAUUCAAGCAAAAUCUUCUUACGCCGGCAAGUUUGGGGAGGAGUUUGUCAUCAACGUUAUUGCGAAGGACAAUUUUGGAGAAGAACCUUACUUUAACGACACUGCGGAAGUCAAGAUUUACGUGCUCACAGAUAUUCAGCGAGCCGUUAUCAUUUCAGGAAGAUCUCCGGAAUAUGUUCGGGAAAAUCAAGAAGAACUAAAACGAAUACUGGAGAAUAUCACUGGUUAUAUCAUAAAUAUUGAUGACAUAAAUUACUACAAAGAUGAAGAUGGAAAAUAUGAUUAUGACAGGACAGCGGUACUGUUUCAUGCUGUUGAUCCCAAAACUAAUAAAGUCGUCGAUAAAGAUAUUGUCAUAGACAAAAUUGACAACAACUAUGACAAGCACCUCAAAUUUUUCCAGCAGUGGGAAAUCGAAGAAGUGAAGGCUCAAGUCGAUCCCAAGACAGAUGACGAAUUCCCUAUUGUGUGGGCUGUAGUUAUCGGCUUGGGCAUUCUCUUAUUCUUAAUCAUCUUGAUCUUCUGCUGUGUGGUUUGCCAGCUGAGGAAGAGGCAAAAAAGAAAACUGCGAGCCGCAACCGCAGCUAGUUACGGAGGUUCUCGUUCAGUCAACAAUGGAACAGUAACAUCGCUUCCAACAACCAACAUGCACAUCAGUGAAGGAUCAAAUCCAGUGUGGGUUGACCCGUACCACAACUGGGGCCUGAGAACUGAUGACGAAGAUGCAAACGAGCCCUCGCCCUUCUAUGGAGGUACUUUCCACAUAGUCGAGGGUGGUAAAGAAGAACUGUAUGAGGCACAGGAAUCUUCAACAGAUGGCCGGGAAGAGGACGAUAAAAUGGGAGCAAGUUUUUCUGGAAGCAGAAAAAGUUCUACAUCACCCCCAUCUCCUGAAGCUUAUGAAUCCUCGCCAAUGACAGACAGAAAAUACUAUUCACCAAAAUUUAUAGUCACCAGUAUUUAAAUGGCAAUUACUACAACUUGCCGUCAGCACCCUUUAAAAGUUUUUUAAGAAAUUUUAAGAUAGGAAAAUACGGUUCUUUUAUAUAGUUUUUAUUUUUUAAAAUAUAAAUUAUCAGAGUUAACAAAAAAAACUCCUUAUUAGAUUAUGUGAGCACGUAUCUUAAUUAAGGCAGUAAUGAGUAAAUUCAUACGAAAUGACUCUAUUGGUAGUUCUAAUUUGCCCUUUAUUGCGAAUGGCUACGGUUUCUUCCAUUUUGCAUAAUGUUCCACUAAUGUACGUUAUGGUCGUUUUAUCGAGUCACCUUUUUUGCCUGGCACCAUAUGGCGCAUGCGCAAACAAUGACGCCUGCGCAAACAAUGGCGCAUGCGCAGCAAUCUACAGGGUUUGAAUGGGUUGAAUAGGACAAAACGUUAACUGUUGGUUGAAAAAUGACAAGCAUUUUAACUGGUAACAGAUCUGAGAUCUGCCAAAUUUACGAAUUGCUUAGAAAUGGCUGAGAUUUUAAUUGAUAGCUGAGAAAUAGUGGAAAUUUUCACCUUCCACUCUAGACUCUGUAACCCCCUUCUAAACCAUUAAUCUAAACAAGAGCCUAGCAAUAUCUUAAACUAUUGACCGGCCAAUUGCUACUUUGCUACUUGUAGUUUUCUCAACGUAAGUUGGUUUUUGAAAGCCACAUUUGGUGCAAUGUGAUGCAAAUGUAAGUAUAAUUUACGUAGAGUUGUAAAACUUGCAUAUUAAUGUGGAAUUCAAUGUAUUUUCUACGCCUUAAUCUUACUCUAGUCUUAAAGAUAUGCACAAACUCAUGAAGGUAACUUGUUUCACUCUAAAGCGUGUCUCAAAUUGAGACCUGCAGUAUAAGUGUGGUAAUUGUUUUAAAAUAAUACAGCCUCUUUGGACCUCCAAUAUUUGUAACAAUAAUUAGAAAAAACUGUUAUGAUGCCCCAUCGAAGAUGGCUAAAUUGUACAAAAAUAAAAUAAUAGAUACUGUAAAUAAAAUAUUGGAUAAUAA
Molecule: messenger RNA, 8677 nt
Organism: Orbicella faveolata
Lineage: Eukaryota; Metazoa; Cnidaria; Anthozoa; Scleractinia; Merulinidae
Product: cadherin-23-like
Biological process (GO): homophilic cell-cell adhesion
Cellular component (GO): plasma membrane; cell-cell junction
Molecular function (GO): calcium ion binding
Source: RefSeq, a predicted model, not a curated record